Messenger RNA from Amoebophrya sp. A120, 3580 nucleotides. NCBI's taxonomy places the organism in Eukaryota, Dinophyceae, Syndiniales, Amoebophryaceae. The record is from the annotation of a GenBank genome assembly.
AUGGCAGACAUGUCUCAGGGUGCUGUUGGGGGAGGUGGUGCGGCUGGUGCGAUCCGUCGACUGAAUCGCGAAUUGAAAGAAAUCAAUCAGAACCCAUCAAAGGUACUUAAUGUGAAUUUAGUAUAGUAUCUAUGUACUUCCUCGUGCUUUAAUAUUCUCAGUGCAGUGUUUGUUUUCUAUUGAUUUCUUUUCCUGUGAUGUCUGUCACACCGUUGCCUUGUCUUUGUCAUGCGAAUUGACGUAUACGAAGCCGGUUACCAAAAACAAAAAAACAGUUCUGGACGGCCGAACCUGCAAAUGACGAUUUGUUCGAGUGGCAUUUUACGCUCAAGGGUCCUGCAGGUACUUACCUGUUGAUUUGGAUUUUUCUACUGUUUUUUUGUGAAAGGAAAAGAAAGCUACUUGUGAAUUUCUUCUCGACGAGUUGCGUAAGCGUAGUUCGCUCCGGCUGCGGAGGUGUGAUGUACUUGAACUUGUAUUUUUGCUUGGAUUUUGCAUGAUCGCAAUAUUUCUUGAUUUGAAACGAAACCGAGGCUGCUGAAAUGGUAAUCGAGCAUUAAUUUUCGCUUUACUCUACAGGCAGCGACUUUGAGAAGGGAAUCUACCACGGCAGGAUAGUGCUCCCACUGAACUACCCCUUCGCGCCCCCAGCGAUCUACCUUUUGACCCCGAAUGGGCGGUUUCAGACGAACAAGAAGAUUUGCCUCUCCAUCUCCAAUUACCAUCCGGAGCUGUGGUAUGGAAGCGUCAGGUUUGAAAUAGACAAAGUUGAAAUGAUUUGUCAUGCAUAAAAUGCAAGGCAUAAAGUGCCUGUCUUGCCGGGAUGGCAAGUGAGGCCGAUCGUCAGCCUGUUUAGGGUUUGAAAUAGAGCUGCUAAAGUGGCAUGACCAGAGCAGUCGUCUGUGCCCAAAUAGCAUGACAAAUCGGAUUCCAGUGCUCGGAAAAUUUGCCAUGCACCGCUUAGAAAUAGGGCUUCCAACUGUUAUCGAUUUUAUGCAUCGCAAAUUAUUUCAACUUUGACGAUUUCAAUCCUGACGCUUCCAUAUGUGGCAACCCGCCUGGGGCCUGCGCACCAUGAUUGAAGCACUGCGGAGCUUUUUUCCCAGUCCGCCGGACGGCGCACUUGGUAUCGUAGUAAUUUUGUCGUGCUAAGUGUUCAUAUUUGAUGUGGAGGUCGUGGAGUGACAGUUACUUACACAUGAUCUCCAGUUCAGAACGAACAAUUCGAAUUUGCAUGGACGUUGGCCGCGACCAAUAAAAGCAAAACUACAAUUCCAAGCCACUCACAGCACGUCUUACACUACAACUACAAUACAGGUUAUCAAAAGAAAAAAGUUCGUCAUGAUCACUCAUGGGCAUUUUUGCAAUACAAGAAAUGCUUGUCAUGCGUAAAAGUGCAUCACAGUUAAACUUCAUACGGGAUUUCCCUUAGUGUUUCUGCAAUACAAGGAAAAGCUGCGAUGCUAAAAAAAUUUGUAAUGCAAAGCCUCCAAGUUAGUGACUAUGACAAACUUUUUUCUCUCCAUACAGGUGCUUUAAACUACCCGUCCGAGACUCGACGCAGAAUCGCGGAGAAGGAGACCCGGCAGUGGCGCUGCGAGGUGUGUUAUCGCAAGAAAAAACUGUUUCACUGUGAACUUGUGAUGCAGAAAACGAAACACCAAAGUGUUUGUCUUGCUACACCUGCAAGACGUUGGAUUGUCAAGCGUGUUUUCCCUUGGGAAGCGCGCAUGGAAAAUUUUCUGUGUCAUGUGUAACAAACUUGUGAUGCAAAACUUGCAAAAUCAUCACAGUGAAACAGUUUUUUCGUGGGAUAUGUGUGAGAAGACAAACGAGGAACUUCUGCCACUUUGCGACGAAGUGGAGGAGGAGCCAGUAGUGGCCGCAUCAAGUAGCUCCUCUACUUCUGCUUCGAGCCCGGAAAAAAAGGACGAGAAGGUGGAAUCGAAGCCUGCUGCGGAGAAGGAUAAGGAAACUGUGAACAAGGCAGAGGGGCGGGACGAAGAGGACAACAAGAAACCUGAAGGCGAAAAGCCAACAAGCGGCAUACCAGCUGACGGCAGUAAAAAGCCAGCAGCUCCUCCCGCCGCCGCGACGACCGCAACUGACCAAUCUACAACAGGCAGUUCGGAAGAGGCAGACGAGGCGACGAAAACGUCAACAUCGAAUGCGAAAACUGCGGCAUCAAAUCUGGUGCAUCCCAAAGCGACACCGACAGCAGCUACUACAACAGCCGCAAAUACAACUGGACAGAAUAAAGCCCCAGAGCCCGAUACGGACGACGAAUUUGUUAGUCCUGCCGACGACAACCGAAAUUCGCCGUACGGGGUGCAGUCCUCUCCCUUCGGCCCCUCGGUGUUUCCCGACCGGAAAGAGCUGAAGCAAGCACCUACAAGUAGUCCGAAGGCCGCCCUCUCGGCUCCCUCAACGACCUCCGGAGAAGUAGUACCCCCGAACAAAAGCGGCGGAAAGGAACAACCACCUGCUGGGUCGACGGCCCCUCCAGCACCUUCUGCCAGUAGUGCGCCCGCAGCGGCGACGAGGUCUACUACUUUCACACCGGGUCUUCCUUCUUCUUUCGCGAAGUCAAAACCCCAAGAAUCCAAGGCCGCGGCAUCAUCAGCAGGAGCUGCCCCAAAAGGUGCCGCAAUUACAUCUGCACCGAAUUAUAGUAGCUCUUCCUCGUCCUCCCAACUCGGAAAUAAAAGUAACAAACCCACCCCCGCCAGCAGCACGACGACCACAGGAGCUGCACCAGCUAGUACUUCUACUACACCAAAAGCGACAAUCAAGAACCCGAAAGUGGGCAUUUCCAAGAGCGGCCCACCACCCCUUUCCUCCAAAUACAUCCCCCCGACCGCGGCAGAAUUGGCGAAAAGGCACGGAGUCUCGGAAGAGAAGGCGGCGAAGGUCAAGAUGCCAACGGAGGAGGAAAUCGAAGAGAAACUGAAGGAAUACCGGGACUUUAUCAAGAGUCAGCGCGAUGAGCAAACCGCGGAAGAGGAGAAAAAGAAGAAGCAGCCGGUGGCCGCGCAAAGGAACAUUUUGAGGGAACUCUUGCCCGACAAAUCGCCCGUGUUGGUGUUGGACGGCAUUAUCUUGAGUGUGACGUGUUUGUUCGGGUAUUUGGCUUACCACUACGUGUCCAAUUUUCCGGGCGGGUACUGAGCUGAUUGGAAAAUUGAUAGUUGCUGAUGCAGAAGCGAAGAGCGGUCGUGACCCUGGAGAGCCGUGAUGUGUACUUACUUCUAGGGGAAGCGUAAAAAAUCCCGCUUUUGCGAGGAUCACACUUCUUACAGGCAUACGUAACUUGUCCGCCAUGAAUACUUUUGUAUACUGUGAAAUUUCGCAUUCGCAAGACGACGACGACAUUGUUUGAUUGUAAAUAUUCACCCCACGACGACACCUACAGCCACACGACUUUUUGAAACCCCCAUGUUUAUGUACCUUCCACCGAACCAAGUUCUUUUUGUGAGUCACAAAAUCAGCUCCAAAAAACCCAAGGAAGUAGUUUUUGCGUAGAAGACCUCAACGAAGACGCGUAAUUAUAUUCUGUUCAGCAGGACGCGAUAGAUGAUGA